AUGCAGCCCUGCCUGCUCCUCGCCCUGGCCCUGCUGGGCACGGCCUCUGCCCGCCACCUGGCCGCUGUCACCUCCGAGGUGGCCGAGCCGGAGCUGGAGGCCGAGGCUGAGGACGUGGAGUGCCCGCUGGAGGACGAGACGAACGCGCUGAACAUCACGGACCCGCAGAGCAUCCGCACCUUCCGCUACAUCAUCGUGCGGCGGUGCCAGAACUUCCACACCGCGGAGAGAGUGUGCUCCCGCUGCUACCGCGGGCGCCUGGCCUCCAUCCACAGCUACCGCACCAACAUCCUGCUGCAGUGCAGGGCUCGCACCUGCGUCAGCAACGGGCGCGUCUGGAUCGGGGCCAUCACCCGUCCUGUGGGCGGCAGCGUGUUCUGCCACUGGUCUGACAACAGCGGCUGGAACUACGCGUACUGGCUGCACGGCUACCCGCUGCUCACGGGGCGCUUCUGCACCACCCUCUGCACCGCAAAUGGGCGCUGGAGGAGCACAAACUGCCACGUGAGGCUGCCCUUCAUCUGCGAGUACUGA
Molecule: messenger RNA, 534 nt
Organism: Cygnus atratus (black swan)
Lineage: Eukaryota; Metazoa; Chordata; Aves; Anseriformes; Anatidae
Product: bone marrow proteoglycan-like
Exons: 5
Coding region: 1-534 (177 amino acids)
Source: RefSeq, a predicted model, not a curated record